AUGGGGGAGGACGAAAACGACAACGAUGCCGUCGAUGAAAAAGUGAAAGCUGCCGAGACGGAGUGCAAGCAGCAGAUCGCUGAGCUGCACGGCCUGGGGAGGGAGUUGGCGGAAUCCGAGCGCUCGAACAGCGAGUCCAUGCUUGAAAAGUGGACCAAGUCUCGAGGCACUGGGUCCGAGGGCUUGACGGUGCCUGGCUCCUCCGCAGCCGGUUCUCUAUCGACCGCAUGGAGGGCUGCCGCUGGAGAGCUCAAAGACGGUAAGGAGCCCACGCGUGAGCGUGUGUACCCACCCGCCUGUCGGCUCGCUAGACUUCGAGAUCCUGGCCACGGCCUUGCCGCCGAGGCGUCCAGCCUCUGGCAGAUUAGCGGUCGGGGUGCGGAGGCGCAUGCGACCUUUGCGUUCCUUCACGGCCAGAACACGGUCCCCCAGCACAAUCCUACUCCGCAGAUGAUGGCUACUGGGAGCCUGGGAGACUUGUGUCUCCUACGCCGUCCGUCUGGCCAUCAAGUCAUGUACUUGCUCAAAUCUGUGAAGGCCUGGGUUGAGUCAGAUGGAGCUUCGAGCGGCGAGGAAGUCGGCUCUAUGUUCAUCGACAAUCCCGUCAUCCUAAAUUCGACAAGACGUCGCCAGCUGCAGCGCGCGGGCUAUUCGCGAUAUGGUCUUCACGCUUGUCUCGACGACAAUGCCCCCGGGCAUUUCAUGCAACUCAGAUUCGCCCCGUAUCGGCAGGUAGAAAACUUCGCCGGUCAUCCCCAGCCAAUGUUUCCCCAGCAGGCCAUUCCUGCCGUCGAGGUGCUUGGUCGCGUGAACCAGGAGUUGACGGGGCGCGACUUCAAGCCAAGCGAAGAGCUUGAGGUGGUCCAGCAGGUCAACAAGAAGCCUCGAAAGAAGAAGGUUGGCGAGGACGACGAGGAGUACGUUGAUAGCGUGCAGGCUCGCGGCCUCGAUGAGAAAGGCGUCACGAAAGUCAUGGCCACGCUCAUGCAGUGCAAAGAGAAAUGGUGCGCAAUUCGAGUUGUGCAAGUGCACGGAUACCAGAUCCCGAAAACCGCGCACCUUCUACUGGGUUCACGUGCCAGAGCACGCACCAACUCGAGUCUUGUUGAUGGCGCGACUCAGGUGGAUGGCGAGACGGCGGAGAUGCUACCACGUAGAAUUCCAUACGACGAAUUCUACGAAAGCAAGUCGUUUUUUCCCUCAGCAUGCGGCUCCAAUUCGAGCGAUUCCCGCUGUCGGAUGUCGCAUCCCGCACUCGAUGCUCAUGUUGACUGCCACGAUUUCGACACCAAGAACAUUCUGAACUUGACGUUGGUUGAAGUUUACGAACCACUGGAACGGUGGGUGUCGUCUCGGAUCUCCGCCCACCGCCACCCCCCUAUGCUGCCCCAUCCGCAAAUCGAGGAGAAGCGGAAGGAGCUGCAACGACCCCUCGCCCGCGCCACCAACACCGAUCAGUACUUCCAUGCAGCAGCCGAGCCGAGCCGACCGCCAAGAAGAGUCUGUUAG
This is a messenger RNA of Anthostomella pinea, 1509 nucleotides long. NCBI's taxonomy places the organism in Eukaryota, Fungi, Ascomycota, Sordariomycetes, Xylariales, Xylariaceae. The record is from the annotation of a GenBank genome assembly.